Poecilia latipinna (sailfin molly) is the source of this 4786-nucleotide messenger RNA. RefSeq names its product protein NLRC3-like. NCBI's taxonomy places the organism in Eukaryota, Metazoa, Chordata, Actinopteri, Cyprinodontiformes, Poeciliidae. Gene Ontology annotation, biological process: regulation of apoptotic process. The transcript has 12 exons. Gene Ontology annotation, molecular function: protein binding. Bases 137 to 4036 code for a protein of 1299 amino acids. The record is from RefSeq and is a predicted model, not a curated record.
UGACUUAACACUACUUAGUGUGUUAGCAGAGCAGAUUACUAUUUCAUUGUAUUCUGAUGUGAUAUAGAGACUGAAAAAUCAUGUUGAUUUUUGAUGAGGACAUUUAACAAUAAGCUGAUAUAGAAGAAAAUAAAACAUGGGGAACAAGUGUUCUGCCCUCCGAAGGAGUACAGACACGGGACAAGGAAUUCAUUCAUCUGAUCAGCCCAAAGAUGAAGAAUCUAAUGGAGUUAUAAGUGGAGAAGAUUCCCCUCUCAUGCAAAGAGAGCCAUCUUUUCAGGAGGAGGUAAAAGAUGAGAAGAAGACAUCAGGGAAGGAAACAUCAUGCAGACAAGCACAAGAUGUUUAUCUUGAAAGCAGCAACUAUUGUGCAAAGAAUGACUUGGAAAACACAACUACGGAAGUAACAUCAAGCUCAUCUGAACCUAUGUCAAUCACGGAAGAGGAACAAAAAGCAAACUGGGUUUGGAGCAACAGACCGGAACUUAUCCAGAGCAUCCAAUCAGUGAUGCCCAUAGCUGACCAGCUGCACAAGAGGAACAUGCUCCAUAAAGAGAUGUACGACCAAAUCAGGACCACCAGUAAGAGCCAGGAUCAGAUGAGAGAACUCUUAGGAGCACUGAAUUCUGUGAAGGCAAAAGCUGCUUUCUAUGAAAUCCUCAGAGAAACUCAACCUGAAAUAUGUCAAAAUGAUGAUACAAUUAGAGAUAUUAUCAAAAAUAACAAAGACUCCUUGAGAAAAAAAUGUAGAUGGGAGCGUGAAGGCACUGAAGAUAACAACAAAACUCAGUCAUUAUACCAAAUCUACACAGAGCUUCACAUUGUUCAAGGAGAAAAUGAACAUGUCAAUAAGCAACAUGAGAUUUGGCAAAUUGAAGACAAGUUUAGAACUCAAGCAACAGAAGGAAUUAAGAUAAACUGCGAUGAUAUCUUUCAAAGCGCACCAGAAAUGAGAGCCAUUAGAACAGUGAUGACCAAGGGAAUUGCUGGAAUCGGUAAAACUGUGUCUGUAAAAAAGUUCAUUCUUGACUGGGCAGACGGGAAAGCGAAUCCAGACCUGGACUUCAUCUUCAUGAUUCCAUUCAGGGAGCUUAAUUUGGUCAAAGAUGAUGAGUUCAGCCUUGAGACUCUUGUUAAGGAAUUCCAUCCUGAACUCAAGAACACAGCAGUCAAUAAAAUAUUUGAAAAGCACAAGGUUUUGUUCAUUUUUGAUGGCCUUGAUGAAAGUCAGCUUAAACUGAACUUCCUAAAAACGAAAAGAUUGACAGAUCCAACAAAGGAAUCAUCCGUAGACAUCCUGGUGACCAAUCUGAUUAGGGAACAUCUUCUGCCCUCUGCACUCGUCUGGAUAACUUCAAGACCAGGAGCCGUUCAGCGCAUCCCCAAAGAAUAUGUCCAUCAAUGGACAGAAAUCAAAGGUUUCAAUGAUCCACAGAAAAUACUGUACUUCAGGAACAGAGUUCAGAACAAAAUGGUUGCUGAACAGAUUAUUGAUCAUAUUAAGAACUCGCGAAGCUUAUUUAUCAUGUGUCACAUACCCAUCUUCUGUUGGAUUGCCUCAGAGGUUCUUGAGUACUUGCUUUUAAAAAAUAGCAGCAUCCCAGAGAAAAAGACAAACAUACCCACAACUCUAAUGGAAAUGUACACACUCUUCUUCUGUACUCAAAUGAAGAGAGCUGCUGAGAAAUAUGGCCAAGAAGAUAAACUAGAUGUUGUUGAGGACGACAGGUCAAAUGCAGGCAAGGAGAACGAGCUAGAUAUCUCCGAACUAUUCAAAUUGAAUGAAGAGUUCAUUUUCAAGCUGGGCUGGAUGGCAUUUGAAAAACUGAACAAAGGAGAAAUCAUAUUCAGUAAAGAAGACCUGAAAAGUUAUGACAUUGACAUAGAGAAAGCUGGAGUCUGCUGUGGUGUGUGUACCGCAAUAUUCAAAGAAGAUAAUGUCAUUUUCUCAAAGAAGCUUUACUGCUUUGUGCAUUUGACACUUCAGGAGAACUUUGCUGCUCUCUUUGUGUACAGAAGCUUUGCAAGUAAAACAAUCGAUUCUCAAAGCCUCAAAGAUUUCCUUCUGAUAGGAUCUGAGGAAGAGCUGAAGACAAUCUUGGAUGUUCACCCAGUUGAUCUGCCUUUAGAUGAGCUAUUGGAAAUUGCUAUAGCAAACUCAACUUUGAGAAAGACAGGAGAACUGGACAUGUUUCUUAGGUUCCUCAUUGGCAUGUCCUUAGAGUCGACACAAAAUCAGCUUCAAGGCCUCAUUCAGCAAACAGAGAAACACUCUGAAGUUGCAGAGACUAUCAGGACAUGUCUAGAAGAAAUAGAUUUAUGUGACUGCUCUCCAGACAGAUGUCUGAAUCUGGUUCACUGUUUGGCUGAACUGAAAGAUGAUUCGCUGUAUGACAGUGUGAGAAAGUUUCUGAAUCCACAUCAAUAUCCAGAAACAGAGCUCACCCCUGUUCAGUGUUCAGCUUUGGCUGACUUAAUGCUAAUGUCAACUACACCAAUAGAGGAAUUUGACCUGACGAAAUACACAACAAAAGAAAAGGCCAGUUUCAGGAUUAUCCCAGCUGUGAGAAACUGCAGAAAAGCCAGAAUCUCAGGUGUUUUCCUCAAACCUGCUCUGUGUGAAGUGAUCUCAUCUGCUUUGCGGAGUCCUCAAUCUCCUCUGACUGAACUAGAUCUGACAAAAAAUAGACUUGGGGGUAAUGCAUUUGAAAUCUUCAUUGAAGGACUGAAAAAUGCAGAGUGCAAACUAGAGGCUUUCAGUCUCAGCCUCUCAGGGAUUGGACUAUCAGAGGAGUCACCCAAAAAUCUGGCAUCAGCUUUAAAACCAAUGAUCUCGAAUCUAAGGGAGUUGGAGUUGAGUGAAAACAUACUGAUGGACUCCUUACUCACUGUGAUCGCUGAUGGACUACGUUGCAGAAAGCUGGAGAAGCUCAGACUAAAUCAAAACUCUAACAUUACUGAGAUCUGCAAGGAGAUAGCGACUUCAUUCUCAUCCCACUUCUCCAACCUGCAAGAGCUCGACCUGAGUUACACAAAUUUCAAAGACUCAGAAAUGGAGGUCCUGUCAGCUGGACUGAUGAGUAAUACCUGUAUACUGGAAACACUGAGGAUCAGUCACAACAAGCUGACCGCAGAAGGCUGUGAGACACUGGCUUCAGCUCUCAGCUCCAGACCUUCUCCUUUGAGAGAGUUGGACCUGAGCUACAAUGACCUACAUGAUACUGGAGUAAUGAAGCUGUGUAAGGCUUUGACGAAACCAAACUGUACUUUAGAAAAACUAAGGCUAUCAUUCUGCAAAGUGAAAGAGGAUGGAUGUUCCUCUCUUGCAUCUGCUCUGAUGUCAGACCACUGUUGUCUCAGAGAACUGGACCUGAGCUUUAAUCACCUGACAGAUCAUGGAGCUAAAAUGCUAUCUGAAAAACAGAGGGAUCCACACUGCAGACUUGAAUGCCUCAAUGUGGACCACAAUGAAGAAUUUUGGGUUAACCUGAAGCUGCUGAGACAGUAUGCCUGUGAUUUGACACUGGACACCAAUACAGCAGGAGCUACUAUCACGUUGACUAAAAAUAACAAAAUGGCAAGUUACUGCGACGAGGACCUUCCAUAUCCUGAUCAUCCAGACAGAUUUGACGCUCCUCAAGUGCUUUGUAUUGAAGGCCUGACUGGUCGUCAUUACUGGGAGGCUGAGUGUUAUAUGAGCUCUGACACUGAUGUGGGAGUGGCAUAUAAAAGUAUUCCUAGGCAGGGAGACUGUUCCAGUGAAAUUUCUCUGACAGGAAAUGAAAAAGCGUGGUCAUGGAAUACCACUGGAUGUUUUUAUCACAAUAAUUAUUGUCAAACGUUUCUGAAGUCAGACACAUGCAGCAUAGGGAUAUAUCUGGAUUGGCCAGCAGGGGUUUUAUCAUUUUUUGAUGUUUCUCGUGAUGCAGUGACCCACCUGUACACUGUACAAACAACUUUCACUGAACCCCUACAUCCUGGAUUUGGUCUUACUUCUGGAUCAGUUUGCAUAAAACAAAAAAAUAUAUAUAAGUAAACAAAAGAUGAAUGAGGGAUAAAAAUGUAUAAAUAAAUACAUUUCAAGUCUGAAUUAUGAUGCAAUGUAAGAUUUAUUGUGUUUUGGUUAGGACAAUGCAACUGUCUUUUCGAACUAGCACAACAAUUUAAACAUAACAUAUUGCAAAAAAUGUAAAACAUUUGUACAUUUUAUCAUAGUUUUUAUUCAAUUUUUUUAUGCUAGAAAUUGGCAGUAUCAACAAAUGAAGAAAAAAAUGGGCCCUUUUAAGACAUACUUUUCAAAUUGCUAACACAAAGUAUUCAGUUGACACAAUUGUGGAGAAAUGGAGAAAUCAAAGUGCGGGUGUACACCUAUACACACAUACAGCUGCACAAUUUAAGAUUUCGAAAAACAAUUUGCUUAAUGGAAACAAAUUAUUAAAAGAAAAAGAAGCCUCCACUUCUUCAAUAAAAUGUUUAGGCAUUUGGAUUAGGUGGUGUUUUUUUGGCCAUAUCAAAAUGAUUGUAUUUCACAAAACUGCAAUGGAAACACUUUAACAUUAUACGAGUCACAUGAUCAACAACCUGAUGCUGGCAAUCCACGAAGAAGAAAAAGACAGGAAGCAAUUGAAGGAUCAUAGUGCAACAUGUGUUUAUAAUUACUUAUUGUGUGAACAAAGUUAUUCACCUCUGAUUUUAAUUGCAUUUCUUAUUUAACACAGCAAUUGCAAGAUUGUGAAUUUUCAACAUUAUCAGAACACUGACAAAGUUUUGCGCACAUUUGUGAUGA